UAAAAAGGAGGAUGACAUGGAUGAUUCCAUGUACCAAGUUUUAACAACAGUUUUCAAGCACCAAGAAUUUAAAUCCAAACUCCAAAAGCAAGCUACUCGAUGUGUUUUACACGGAAAUCAUGAUGUGUUUAUUUCCAUGCCUACUGGAGCAGGAAAAUCCUUAUGUUAUCAGUUGCCAGCAAGAUUUGGAAAAGUUGGUGUUACAUUGGUUGUCUCCCCCUUGAUAGCUCUGAUGCAGGAUCAGUUGGAUCAUCUAGAUCACCUGAAAAUUCCAUCAGAAACACUGAACUCCAAACAAUCUGCAAAGGAAAAGAAACGUGUUCUUGGAGACCUUAAUAGUUCAAAGCCCCGUACCAGACUUCUGUAUAUCACCCCAGAACAGGCUGCUACUGAUGGCUUCAGGACAAUAGUCCAGAGCCUCAUCAAGAAAAAACUCCUCAGAUACCUGGUAGUAGAUGAAGCCCAUUGUGUAUCACAAUGGGGGCAUGAUUUUCGGCCAGAUUACCUUAAAUUGGGUCAGCUACGGAGAAAAAUGCCCGGUAUCCCAUGUAUAGCUCUUACAGCUACAGCCACUAGCGAAGUGGUCACAGACAUUGAGAAACAACUCCAGUUGAAAGCCCCUGUAAAAAAAUUCAAGUCGAGUUGCUUCCGUCCAAAUUUAUUUUAUGAUGUUGCAAUGAAAGAAGUGAUUGGAAAUCCAUAUGAAGACUUAAAUAAAUUUGCAAGGACUGCAUUGAACUGUUUAAAUGCAGAAGAUGAGAUAGAAAAUUGGAGAGAGUUUGGGUGUGGCAUUGUGUACUGUAGAACAAGGAAUGGCUGUGAUGAGGUUGCAUCCCAUCUCAGUAGACUCGGAUUGCCAUCCAAACCUUACCAUGCUGGUUUGAAAAAUGAUGUGAGAGAAGAGAUUCAGAACUCUUGGAUGGAAGGAAAAUUCCCUAUAAUCGCAGCCACUAUUAGUUUUGGCAUGGGUGUGGACAAGGCAAAUGUUAGGUUUGUUGCUCACUGGACCCUGCCAAAAUCCAUGGCUGGAUACUACCAGGAGUCCGGGCGAGCUGGGCGAGAUGGAAAGAAGUCUUAUUGUCGACUGUAUUAUGCUAGGCAUGAGAGGGACACAGUGGCUUUCCUUAUACAGAAAGAGACUUCUAGGUUUACAAGGGAAGAUAAAGGAGUUACUGCUGAAAAGCAGAAAGCAGCCCAGAAGAGUUUUGAAGCAUUGGUCAAGUACUGUGAAGAGCAAGAUUGCAGACAUUGGGUUAUAGCUCGUUACUUUGGAGAUGUAAAGCCAGACUGUGAGGGGGCAUGUGAUGUUUGUAAGGAGCCAAAGAAGGUGGCCAAGGCUGUCCAUGAUCUCCAGACAGGUUCCUACGCCAACUUCAACAACAAGAAGGGAAGUGGAGGAAUCUAUUUUUAUGAAGAGGAUGAUGAGGAUGAUCCUGGCAUGUAUGGUGGAGGAAGAAGAGGAGCAAAGAGUGAGUAUGAUGCCUACAGUAGAUCAUUUGAAAAUGGUGCUGACGAUGAUGAUGAUGCAGCUUACAGAAGAGAAAAAAAGGAACAAAUAGAGAAGAAACAAAGACAUAAUUUCAUUAUGAGAGAAUUCAAAAAGAGGAAAGGGGGUGUUGAUGACUCCUCCACCUCUACCACAGAAGAGCCUCUUGAGGAACCGGAUCCAGAUUGCCCUCUCAGAGACGCUGCCAAUCACAAAAUACCCAAACUCACCAUCAAGGGCCGCGAGUACUGUAUGGGUAUGCUUGAGAAGGCACUGAGGGACAAUUUUCGUCAAUAUUACCAAGAUGUUCCCCAUAAGCUUGUAGGAGAAGAAUAUGAACCAAGAUGUACUGCCAUUGACCUUGAAUAUGAUCUGUUCAAGGUCAACAAGAUGGCCAAUAUCUACAAGGCUGCAGUGAUGAAAACAACAAAUGAGAUCAAGAAAUGUACCACUUCUAAAGACUUACAUUCCUCUCUGGUGGCAAAUUGUUCAAUGUCUGCAUCAGGAGACAUGAAAGAGUUACAAACAACUUCAACUUUAUCAUCCUCUCCUAUUCCUGGUUUUAGCACUGCUUCUGACAUGCUUGCCAAUACACUAGUUGAAAAAGAAAAAAACAGUACCUGUCUAUCUAAACCGGCUGUGUUCCUUUCAGCAGCUGAUAUGUUAAAGAAAGAAAAUCAAAUUAAGAGGACUGAUCCCCCAUUGCCAAGUCUACAGAUGUUUGAUUUAAAUGGUUGUGAUAGUGAGGAGAACUCAAAAUCACCAGUUUGUGUGGAGACUGUCAAGGAGGCGAGUCGGCCAAGUCCUUCUUCUUCCCCAGGACUUUUCAGCACUAUUGGAAAUAGUGUGAAACCAUGUGUUUCUCAUAUUCCUAAAGAUCAAAAGCAUUCUGGGUUUCAAAAAGCGAGCAAAGUACUUUCAAAAAAAGUAACUUUUGAUUUUGAUAUCGGUGACUCUUCCAAUUCUGGGAAAUCCAAAUCUAAGUCGAGGAAAUCAAAGGCAAAAGAAAAAUCUAGUAAAAAUGUGCCCCAAAUCACAAACUUUUUUGCAAAGAGAUCUUCAGAUGAAGAGGAUAGUGUAGGGAAAAUUGAGAGUGACAUGACUGAUGUCAAAGUAGAGAUCACAGAACAAAAUGUUGGUUCUGGCAUAGUGGCAAUGGACACUGAGGUAAAAGUGGAACCAAUCACCAAGACUGACACUGCUUUGGAACUUUGUGAACAAGAGUGUGGUACGAAGUCCAUGGAUAGCAAACCAAUUCUUCCAGAUGUCAAAAUCAAAAGUUCCCAGAAGAGAAAAAUGGAUGACAAGGUUAGUGACGCAAGGCCCAAAAAAAGUAGGCUGGAACCUGAGUUGUGUGAUGAUUCAAGUUCUGAAAAUUCCAGGCUGUCACAGUCUAGGGAAAGGAAUUCUGAAAAUAAGGUUUCUGACUUGUCUGAAGGUCCUUCGGUGUCCAGGGCAGGAGGCGCUGAAAGUCGGAAGGUUGCAGCAGAUCUAGUAGUGAAAUAUUUGACUCCUCACUAUAAGGCUGGCCGGAUACCGACCAAGGAUGCAUUCAAAGUUGUUGCAAGAGCUUUGUCAUACAAAGUAAUGGAUAAACCUGGUGGAACAGGAAAGCCGGCAGAAGUGAAAGAAAUUGUGAAGAAAGUUAUAGAGAAUCUGUUUAAAAAGGUCAAACUGGUAAAGUCUGUGGAGGAUCUCGUGGAUGUGUGAGGGCUGUUUCCUAGUAAUAUCAUAACCAAUGAAGUAAAAAAACUAAUAUAGAUUGAAGCUGGGGAUAUCUCGAAGAUGUUGUUUUUCUUUAAAAUAACUGUCACCAAGAUUUUCUGUACACCUGAUUUGAAUAUCCACUAUGAUGUUAAAUGUUGAAGAAAAGGUUAUAACUCAGAAAUAAGUAAUUGAAAUCUUAAGCUUUUCAGAUUAAAGGAUCUUGUAUUAGUGUCUUAGGCACAUUAAAUCAAUUAAAGAAGCUCAGUAUUAACACAAGUCCAAGUGUCAGUGACAGAGCAAAUUACUGGGCAAGUUUAGUUAGUUGCACAUCACAUGGACAAGAGUGUAAGAUUUUACAACUCAAGAAAAGAGAAAUUUUCUGUUUGACUUUUAAACAAAUCUUCACUGAAUGGUUUGUUUUAACUACAGAGGCCAGUGUGUGAUGUUAUUUAUCUGUGAUUUGACAAUAGUGUGAUCACCUGUGUCAAGCAACGUUUAAUUUGAUGACAAGGAUAUGAAACAAGGUAUGAUAUAAUAAUCCUAUUUAAACCUGUACUUUGGUUUGGUGCUUUAUUGAACGACUGAUUAUUUGCAGUUAAUAUUACAGUUAGGAAAAGCAUGAUGCAUAUUUUACAAUGCUAUAUUUAGGAUAUUUCAUUUCAUUUUAAAAUCUGAAAGGUUGUGAGGGUUAGAUUGAUAUGGCAGACAUGAUGAACGAUAACAGCUGUUUUAUGUUACAAAGCUAACAAUUAGUGGUUGUUUUGCUUUUGGCUAGUUCACAAGUUUUUAAUUUCAAGCAAGUUAAUGAACUGAAGUUCAUGCAUACAGGAAUAACAGAUAUUUUCUGAGAAUUUCAUUCGUUGGGUAUGAAUUCAACAAAAUUUUUGUGACCUUGAAUAUAAAGUUAAAUUCAAUCCCUGUGAAUAUUUCCCAACUAUAGAGUACUUAAGCAAAUUGUGAUAUUAGAUUUUGUUAAACAGACAGGACUAUGGAAAAUGACAGUAAUAGGUUAAGGUCAAAAUCCUCAUCUGCUCAUUUACUUCAGUAUUGACCAGUCUAGCAAAGAGUAUACACACUGGUGUACUUACAAAAAACUCAGUAUGCAACAGAGAGGUCAUGCCUGUCAACUGUUGAUUUAAGACCAUAGUUUCUAAACAUCAAGAUUUACACUAAAUCAGAUUUUUCAUCAAUAUUGGUGAUGGUUAAAUUAUCAAAGGUCACACUUAACCUAUUUUGGAAAUAAAAGACAAUGUGAGUCAUGUAUCCAUGUGAGCCACUGCUAAGUUUAUUAUACUAACUUUCCAUAUGUUAAAUGAACAGGACAUCAGGCUAGCCCUAAUUUAGUCCUCGACAUUUUUGUGCUCAAAGUCUGGGUAUGACAGACAAAUUUUAAAAAAAAAAGCAUUGAAAACGACACCUGUUAAUCAGAAGUAUUGUAACUGUUAUGAUAUUGUAUAUUGUAUAAUGUUGAUUUUACAUAUUUUAAAAGCAUGCAGUUUUGUUUGCAAUAAAGAUUUCAAGUUUUAUGAUGA
Molecule: messenger RNA, 4725 nt
Organism: Ylistrum balloti
Lineage: Eukaryota; Metazoa; Mollusca; Bivalvia; Pectinida; Pectinidae
Product: ATP-dependent DNA helicase Q5-like
Exons: 12
Coding region: 17-3196 (1059 amino acids)
Biological process (GO): double-strand break repair via homologous recombination
Cellular component (GO): chromosome; cytoplasm
Molecular function (GO): 3'-5' DNA helicase activity; ATP binding; four-way junction helicase activity
Source: RefSeq, a predicted model, not a curated record